Papilio xuthus (Asian swallowtail) is the source of this 1351-nucleotide messenger RNA. Its product is annotated as aminoacylase-1. NCBI's taxonomy places the organism in Eukaryota, Metazoa, Arthropoda, Insecta, Lepidoptera, Papilionidae. The coding region runs from base 81 to 1280 and encodes 399 amino acids. The record is from RefSeq and is a predicted model, not a curated record. Gene Ontology annotation, biological process: amino acid metabolic process. Gene Ontology annotation, cellular component: cytoplasm. Gene Ontology annotation, molecular function: aminoacylase activity. The transcript is spliced from 9 exons.
AUAACAGUGCUGUUGCCAUUCGUUUAUUGCACAGACGGCCAUAUUGUCAACAUCGUUCGAAUUCUCGAGUUUUAAGAAAGAUGAGCAAAUGGGAAAAAGACGAAGUGAUUCAAAGGUUCAGAGAAUAUUUAAGAAUACCAAGUGUACAUCCAAAUGUAGAUUACAAUGAAUGUAUCAACUUUUUGAAGAGACAGGCAGAUUUGUUGGAUCUACCUUGUAACGUCUAUGAGUUGCUAGAGAAGAAACCAGUGGUGGUUAUAACAUGGGUGGGAACUCGACCUGAAUUACCUUCUAUAUUAUUAAAUUCUCACAUGGAUGUAGUGCCUGUUUACGAAGAACAAUGGAAAUACCCACCGUUUGAAGCGCACAUUACAGAAGACGGUUGGAUCUACGCGCGUGGCGCUCAAGACAUGAAGAGCAAUGGCAUGCUGCAUCUGGAAGCUGUCAGGAAACUUAAGGAGGGCGGCGUCAGGCUCAAGAGAACUGUUCAUAUCAGUUUCGUACCAGACGAAGAGCUUGGUGGUAUAGACGGCAUGAAAAUAUUUUGUGAAUCCGAGGAAUUUAGGAAACUAAACGUGGGUUUUGAAAUGGACGAAAGUUAUCCUAGCGAUGAUCCAAAAGUAUUCCACGCCUUCCAUGGAGAACGGACUGCAAGACAAGUCAAAAUAACAUGCAAGGGGGUGACUGGUCAUGGUGCUAUGCUCCAUAAGGACACUGUCACAGCCGGAGAAAAGAUUAACUAUAUCAUUCAUAAGUUUAUGGAAUAUCGAGAAAAGGAAAGACAAAAAUUUAUAAAUGGCGCGCCUUUGGGUGAAGUAACUACAAUCAAUUUAACAAAAUUAGAAGGUGGAGUUCAAAUCAAUGUGCUGCCUGAACAGCUUUCUGUAUAUUUCGAUAUCAGGAUAUCACCAUUUGAGGACCACAAUGCCUUCGAGAAUAUGAUUUUAGGUUGGUGCAAAGAUGCUGGAGAAAACGUUACAUUGGAAUAUUUCGUUAAAAAUCCAGAAGAAAAAACUACAAAACUUGAUGAGGACGCAUAUUUUUGGAAUGCUUUACUAAAAACAGUACGGGAUAUGGGUUUGGAUAUCAAUAGUGUGAUAUGUCCGGGCACUACAGAUGCGCGGUUCAUACGUCGCCAGGGAAUCCCCGCUAUUGGAUUCUCUCCGAUCCUCAAUACGCCACAAUUAAUUCAUGCUCAUAACGAAAGAGUUCAUGCAGACGAUUUCAAACACGGAAUUGUUGUGAUGGAGAAGGUUAUAGUUGCAUUAGCAAAUGCUUAGCGCAAUUACACGAAACAUAAAUAAAGAAAAUAUUUAUUACUUAUUGUGAAAGAAAUAUACAAAUUUAUAAA